AUGCCCGUGUCCCAAGAGGGGUGGCUUCGUGUGAAGCUCAUCGACCCCCGGGCAGUGCAGGUGUUGGAGACGAUGACCGCCGACCUGAGGCCUGGUGACUCAAGGGCGGCGAAGCUGACGGGGGCCAUGAUCGUCAAAGAAUUCAUGACGCAGCGCGUGGCUCCCCUUCAGGCGCGCCCGCGCCCCUUGUGGAAGCUUGGAGACGAAGGGGACGACCUCCGCCUGUGCCCAGAGGCCCUUUCUGACGAGGAGUUGCGCUCGGCCCUCCGCUCCUUGGUUGGGGACGACCAAGGGUACCCGCCGGACUCCUUCGUUCCCUUGUAUCGCCGCCCGGAAGGGGCGGAGGUCGCUGCCACCAUGCCCGUCUUUGAUGGGCGCGGACUCGUGCCGCCUGCGCCCUCUGAUGCCCUAGCGACGGCGACUCCUGUGGUGGUGUCCUCCGACGAGGAGGGGCAGGACUCGGCGGCCACCCCGGAAGGGUCUGGGGAGACCUCCCCUCCGCGCAAGGCUGAUCUCCUUCGCUCCUUGCCCGACGACGAUGCCGGCGACCACCUGGUGAAGGAAGUCCCGCCUCCCGCUAAGGCUACGACGAGGUCCAGGGUCUCCCCCUCAGGGAAGCCAACGUCCGUCGUCCCGACGAAGGGCAGAUCGUCGCUGAUCUCUCGGGAUGACACCCCCGCUUCACCGCCGCCUGGGGCCACCGCGGCCCCGCAGACUCCCGGGGACCGCGCGCCUGCGCCCCAGGGCACGAGGCCCCUGAGCUUUGCACUCCUGAAGAGGCACCGGGACUACACCGCCGUGGACCAGCCGACGUCGUCGUCGGGGCCCCAGCAGUCUGGCACGGCCGCACCUCCUUCGGUGCAGAAGGGCGGCGAUGGCGCUCGCAUUUCUCCGGCCCGAUCAUCCUCACGAGGCCCAGAGGAGCGCCCCCAGGAGAGGGCACCCGCCAAGGCCUCGCCAGCUCCUGAGGCACUCAUCCCCAGGCCAUCGGCCGAGGCCCCAAAGGCCCCGGAGCUUCUGGCUUCUUCCUCCACCGCCAUCAGCCCGCAGGUCUUGGCGGCGACACUGCCUCCCUCUUCCGCCUUACCAUCAGCUCACAAUCCUUCUGCCUUGCCUGACGCCCUGGAGCACGCUCUUUCUGCACUGACCCUGUUGCGGGAGGUGGCGCUGAAGGACGCCGGGGCUGCCCAGGAUCGCUGCCGGUCGCUGGAGGCCGAGCUGGCGGCCGUGCGCAACGAGCGUGCUGCCGAGGCUCGAGGACGCCAGGUGGAGGAGGAGAAGAUGAAGGCCCGAGAGGAGGCCGUCAGGGGUCGCGACACCGAGCUGGAGCAACUGGCGAAGGUGCAGGCCACGGAGCGCAGCCGGCUGGAGAAGCUGGAGCAGGAGAUGAAGGCAGAGAAGGCCGAGCUGCAAGCCAAGGCGAAGGUCCUGGCCGAGGACUGCCCCUUCAAGUUCCUUAAGGAGAAAUCCCGCGUGGCGCUGCAGGCACUCUAUGAGAAUGGCUUGGAGGAGCCGAUGGCGAAAGACGACGAGGGCCCCGCCCAGCUGCUUCCUCACCUGGUCGAGGCGCUUGAGGGCGUCGUGGAUGGAAUCGCUCCGUUGGUGGAGGGGGAGGCCCGUGCACUCUCCUCGGAUGCACUGAUGCGCGUCUUCAACCACCUCCAUCUUCGCGAUCCUGACGCCGACCUUGACGAGCUGCUCGAGCCCAUGGACGACGAGCGAUGUGCAGCUGCUGCCAAAGCCGUGAAGAGCCAGGUGGAGGCCUUGCUGGAGAAGUUCCGCGCCUUCGAUCCCGCGCCCUCAACUGGCGGUGCUGCUGCACCGGCAACUCCGGCGGGCGGUGCAGGCGAGGGCAACGCUGCUGUGGAAGGGCCAUCCCUUGCAGGUGACGGCGGCGUCCAGGGAUGA
Messenger RNA from Aegilops tauschii subsp. strangulata, 1908 nucleotides. The record is from RefSeq and is a predicted model, not a curated record. NCBI's taxonomy places the organism in Eukaryota, Viridiplantae, Streptophyta, Magnoliopsida, Poales, Poaceae.